AUGAUUAAACAACAGCAACCACAGCAACUUAAGGCGCAAAGCACCCAGGUCCUUCAGACCAUUACAUACGCCAUAUAUGCAUAUAAUUCAAAGACAGCAGAACAAACACAAAGGUUGAAAUAUAGAGAUUUGGAGAUAGUAUUGAAAAAUGACCAUUUCGAAUUCGUUUGCAAAGGUGGUGCAGUGAUAUCAAAUAUAAAAGAAAUUUUAUUUAUGAAUUCAAAAAUUAAAGGAAUAACGGAUGAUAUAACAUCAAUUCCACCAGAAGAACAAAGAUAUUACGCAUUAAAUGCAUUUCCUAAAGUUUUGAAGAUUGGAAGAUUUAAUUUAAAUGAGGAAUUCAUAAAAGGUUUCCUUAAUGACAUAAUGAAGAAGGCAGAUAAGGAAUAUGUUAAUGGUGAAUUAAUGAAGAAGGCAAAUUUGGUUUAUGUUGAUGAAAAAGAUAAUGAAAUUAAAGAAAGGGUUGAAUGGUAUCAUGAAUGGACAUCAAAGAUUUUAAAAACUAAAGCUGAUACAGGAUGGGUUUCAGGAUGUUUAGACCUUAAAGCAGAUAAAACUUAUGUUAAUGAUGAGUUAGAGAAGAAGGCAGAUAAGGAAUAUGUUAAUGAAAUAUACCAAAGUUUGAUAGGAACAACUAAAAAUAUUGAAACUAUUGUUGGUGACUUUUCUGUCAAUGAAGAAAAUAAAUAUUUUAGAUGGCAGUUUGUACAGUCCUUAAAAAAUGGUAUACGAUGUAAACUCAUUCCGAAAAAUAACAAUGAAAUGUAUGUAAGCUAUAUAAAGAAUAAUGGUACACAAGUUAAAGUUCCAUUAGACAACAACUGCUACUUAAACUUAUAUGAAGACGAACAAAAGAAAUAUUUAAGAGUUUAUGAAAUGACAGAUAUGACAUUGCCUGACCCAGCUCCAGCACCAUAUUAUUAUGACUAUGGAGAUGACGAUAGAACACCACAUGUAGAUGAACAAAAGCUAACAUUAUAUUUAGAUUAUUAUAGAUAUAAAAGAUAUAAUGCAAUAGAAAAAACGAGAAUAGUAUAUUAUUAUACAGAUGACAAAAAUAAAUAUUAUAGUCAAGAUUUUACCUACCCUGAAAACAUAAGAUUAUAUUAUAAAAAAUAUUCUGACACAAACCAGAAGAAACCUGAAAUAGUUACACUAUAUUUUAAGUUCAAAAGAGACAAUCCUAUAUUAUCUCAUAUGUUUGAUUUAAUGAACCCAGUAGGUUCUAUUUAUACAUCUAUGGAUGCAAGAGGUCCUCAAGUAAUGUUUGGUGUUGGUGCAUGGGAACAGAUUGUAGACAGGUUUUUGUAUUGUGCAAACUCUUCAAAGGAAACAGGUGGAAGUAAAACGAUUUCAGGUGAAAAUUUACCUGCACACAGUCACUACAUAGAUUUAAGUACAUCUCAGGCAGGUUGGCAUAAGCAUAGAUAUUGGGAUUGGUCAGGAAUGACAAAAGGUAAAGGAUAUGAUGUUAAAGACGACGUUAAGUUUGCUAUAAAUUGUUACUGGAGUGACACUCAGGGAGAAGGAAACCAUACACAUUCCGUUUCAGGAUAUACACAAACAACGGGACAAAGUAAAGAAUACAUGCCACCUUACAUGACAGUUUACGCAUGGUAUAG
This is a messenger RNA of Trichomonas vaginalis G3, 1622 nucleotides long. RefSeq names its product phage tail repeat-like family. The transcript has a single exon. The record is from RefSeq and is a predicted model, not a curated record. The annotation marks the transcript as partial. Lineage: Eukaryota; Parabasalia; Trichomonadida; Trichomonadidae.